Pieris napi is the source of this 1377-nucleotide messenger RNA. RefSeq lists its product as uncharacterized. The transcript is spliced from 3 exons. The record is from RefSeq and is a predicted model, not a curated record. Lineage: Eukaryota; Metazoa; Arthropoda; Insecta; Lepidoptera; Pieridae. The coding region runs from base 39 to 749 and encodes 236 amino acids.
UUCCUUGAGUGUUUGACAAUUGUUCGUACGCUGGUAAAAUGAAAGCAUUCGUCUUUCUAUGCGUUGUGGCGGCGGCGGCCGCGAUGCCGACAAAAGAAGAUGGGGUCAUGGAGAAGUUUGUCUCAACGCUGCGAGACUGUGUGGAUACGGAUACCAUGCUGUGUUUAAAGGAAAAAGCGAUGAAAUUCACGGAAAACUUGGCUGUGGCCAAGGAGCUGAAUCUGGUAGAUGGUGUCAACUUCGCCAGGACCGGUUCACCAAGGUCAGCCAGGAGCUACGAUCCUUUACCCGAUGAACCCAAAGCCAGGGAACUUCAGAUGGAAGAGAGGAUUAUGGACAACGUUGUGGACUUCCUGGACAGCCACGUCCUACAGCUGAGAAUGCCUAAAGCUUUCACAGAAGAUAACUCGAUUGAAGAAGAAGGUCGUGGCAAGAAGAAGAAGAAGUUGAAGAAGCUCCUCCCCAUCCUUGCUCUCAUCAAACUGAAGUUAACUGCUCUGAUCCCUCUCUUCUUGGGUAUCAUUGCUUUCGCUGUAUUCAAGGCUUACCUCCUCGGAAAGGUUGCAUUCAUCGCUGCUGCCUUCGGAGCCCUGAAAAAACUUCUUGAUUCAAAGAACAGCAAGAGCAGUGGCUGGUCAGAACCACCUCAUGAAGAGCAUGGCUGGGAAAGCGGUGGUGGUGGCGGCGGUUGGGGAAGGUCCCAGGACGCCCAAAACAUGGCGUAUGGAGGCCACAUUAAACAAGCAUAAGGCCGAAAUAAAUCGCACCUCAAGAUGUCAAGUGUCAAUUUGACAGCUGACAUCGUCAAGUUUCUUCGUACAAGUCGUUAAACGAAUUACUGUAAUGUACAGGUAUCCGAAAAACUUAUCUCAGAGGUGCGCUUAAUUCGGCAAUUAAUUUAUUAUUUAAUCAAAGAGGUUAUUUAUUAUCGACCACCGUGUAUUGUGAUUGUAUGUUUGUGUGAAUGCCACAGUAUCGAUGUUUUUGAAUAUCAUUAUGGUUAUUGCUUUAAUUUAAAUCUGUAUUAUUUUGUCUUCAUGUAUAUUUAUCAUAUUUUGUGUAGUUUAUAACUAUCAACUUCCUUGUUUUUUCUUUAUAUCAUUUUUAUACAUACAUAUAGCAUUAUAUCUUAGUAUAUAUAUGUUUUUCGUAGUUUAUGUAAGUUUAUUUUUACUAAGCAUACAAUAAUAUUUACCAAAUAUUUUAAGUUACCCAAAGAAAUAUUGUUCAUACUCAUUUAUUUUAUAUUUUCAUGUAUUUAUUUUUAUAAAUCGCAGUAUGGUUGAGUGUAACGAGUCAUAUUUAAUAUUUAUGAUUACGUUAAGUUAAAUUAUUAUUUUGCGAUGGAUCCUCGUGAAAUUAAAUGUCUACAAAUUA